Molecule: messenger RNA, 1461 nt
Organism: Fibroporia radiculosa
Lineage: Eukaryota; Fungi; Basidiomycota; Agaricomycetes; Polyporales; Fibroporiaceae
Exons: 6
Coding region: 1-1461 (486 amino acids)
Biological process (GO): protein O-linked glycosylation via mannose
Cellular component (GO): endoplasmic reticulum
Molecular function (GO): protein O-acetylglucosaminyltransferase activity
Source: RefSeq, a predicted model, not a curated record
AUGCCGCCCCUUGCACCCACGGCUCGAGAGGUGGUCUUGCUCCUGGUCUUGCUGGUAGCCCUUCUCACUUUCUCUUCUACACUACCUCCAUAUACGACGAGCAUCAAUGAGCUGGUUCAACCAUACGCGCAAUCGGAGAAUGUACCUUCUACUGCGCUUAAUCCCUCACUAGAGUCCCAGUACACGCUGCAGUCCCUGAACAGACCUCUUAGCUGGGAUCUGAGCCAAGUUCCGGAGACGAAAAUCGUAGUCCACGUACCUGGUUGGACCAUAUUCGAUAGACUAUACUUGCUCAACGGGACUCUAUACGUCGUCACGGAUCAUCCGCAGAGCAUACCUGAUAGGAGCCACAUGAUAUCCAAUGCAAUCUUUAUCGAGGAUGGACCCUAUUAUCCAGAAAAACAUGCACCGUCGGACCAGGAAAUGCGCAUCAUCGACACGAACGAGGCCAGACGUCUCUUCGGCCUGAGUGCAGAGAGGUUAGAUGGUGUUUCGUGGCUUGCAUACGACCCCAAGCAAUUUAUUACGCACUAUUACCAUUGGUCUGCAGAGCUUUUCUUUGGCUUCUGGCGGGCCUACUCGUCCCUUGAUCCGAGUAUUCCUCCGACCGGGGAGACUACUCUGCCCGCUCCUCGUCGGAUGAUCUUCCCGUCUCUGGACGCUAACAACUGGCGAGACUAUGCGGCGAUGAACCAAUGGGUAUUGCGGAGUGCUUUCCCUUCCAUUUCCAUGGAGUUCAUGAAUGACUGGAAGGAGCGUAUCAUUAUGGGUAGAACGUUCGUGCUUGACCGCGUCGUGCUUGCCGAUCGUGCAGCCGCGAUGUAUGGCGACAACUUCCUGCGCACUCAGCGUACUGCUGCAAAUGCAUUCGCGCUUCCAGGGAGCGUCAACUGGUGGAGCACCAUCCGGAACAACGUAGUUGGCUUCGCGGGGCUCGCGGAGAUGGGGGGCGCCAUGUCAGUACAGGGUGUGGCACGCACGCCUGUCAUUACAUACAUAUCUCGUCAGGGCUGGGGUCGCCGCAUGCUCAUUGAGGAAGAUCACGAACGAUUGGUGCGCGAGCUGUACGGUUUACGCGAUCAAUACGGGUAUGAGGUCAAUAUCGUGAGCAUGGAUAAGCUGUCGCGUAUUGAGCAGUUCCAGCUAGCCGGUCGAACAACGAUUAUGAUGGGUGUACACGGCAACGGUUUGACCGCGCUUUUGUGGAUGCGGCCGACUCCUAGAUCAACCGUCAUGGAGUUUUUCUAUCCAGAUGGGUUUGCUCAUGACUACGAAUAUACCACUCGCGCACUGGGUAUGGUGCACUACGGAUUCUGGAACGAUACACACUUUACUCGCCCGGAUGUGCCUAGGGUGAAUUAUCCAAUUGGCUUUCAGGGCAACGAGAUACCCAUUGAUGGUGCAGCCGUUGUGCGACUGUGCCAACAGCGGUUGACACUGGCGGAAGAGGCGGACGAUUAG